GCCCAGAACCUUUACGGUGUCGCCCUAUUUGCUAAAGAAGUUGCAGCCUUGGGUUGAUUUUGAGCGGUAAGAUCCAAGAGCCAAAAUGUCUGCAACUCUAGAUCUGGAAAAAGGAUGCACGGUGGAUGAAGUGUUACAUGGAUGCAUUGAGGCCUUUGACGAUGAGGGCAAGGUUCGGGACCCACAGCUGGUCCGCAUGUUUCUCAUGAUGCAUCCAUGGUACAUCCCGUCUUCCGAGAUGGCAGCGAAACUGCUUCAGAUUUAUCAAGACUCUCGCGGAUCAGAAAACAGUUCCCUGCCAGUUAAAACUUGCCAUCUAGUCAGGUACUGGGUCUCAGCCUUCCCUGCAGAGUUUGACCUCAACCCAGAACUGGCUGAGCAGAUCAAGGCGCUGAAGGAACUUCUUGGACGGGAAGGAAGCCGCCGACACAGCAACCUGAUUGAUAUCGAGAGCGUCCCGACUUACAAGUGGAAGAGACAAGUGACACAACGUCACCCCAUUGCACAAAAGAAGCGCAAGAUGUCACUGCUUUUUGACCACCUGGAGUCAGGAGAGCUGGCAGAACAUCUCACCCACCUUGAAUACCGCUCCUUCAGCAAAAUCCUGUUCCAGGAUUAUCACAGUUUUGUGAUGCACGGAUGCACAGUGGACAACCCAGUCCUGGAGAGGUUCAUCACUCUCUUCAACAGCGUCUCCCAGUGGAUUCAGCUGAUGGUGCUUAGCAAACCCACCGCUCAGCAGCGGGCCCAAGUCAUCACCCGCUUCGUCAUGGUGGCCCAGAGACUUCUCCAUCUGCAAAAUUUCAACACCCUGAUGGCUGUGAUCGGCGGGCUGGGCCACAGUUCCAUCUCUCGCCUCAAGGAGACGCAUAGCUUUGUGAGUCCAGAGACGACAAAGGUCUGGGAGUCGCUGCUGGAGUUGUUGUCCUCGGCAGGGAAUUAUAGCCGCUACCGGCGGUGUUUUGCAGAGUGCGUGGGGUUCAAGUUCCCCAUCUUAGGAGUCCACCUCAAGGACCUGGUGGCUGUUCACGUGGCUCUUCCCGACUGGCUGGACCGGACGCACUCCCGCCUGAACGGCAAUAAGAUGCAGCAGCUGUUUAGCAUCCUCAGCGACCUGGCCAUGGUUCAAAGCAUCCGCCCGCCUUUUGAGGCCAACCCUGACCUUCUCAACCUGCUCAUGGUCUCUCUGGAUCAAUAUCAAACAGAGGAGGAAAUUUAUCAACUCUCUUUGCAGCGCGAACCCCGAAACAAGUCUACGCCUUCCAGUCCCACAUUCUCUAGCCCCCCGCCCCAGCCUGUUAUGAUCGAGGAGUGGGCCUCGGUGCCCAAACCGAAGCCAGACCAAGCAAUUGUGCGCAAACACAUCGAGAAGAUGGUGGAGUCUGUUUUCCGGAAUUUUGAUGUGGACGGAGAUGGAAAUAUUUCCCAAGAAGAAUUCCAGAUUAUUCGGAAUAAUUUUCCAUAUCUCUGCAAAUUUGGAGACCUGGAUGAGAAUCAAGAUGGUUGCAUCAGUCGGGAGGAGAUGGUGUCCUACUUCAUGAAGUCCAGCUUGCAGCUGAACAGGAAGAUGGGCUUCAUCCACAGCUUCAACGAGACCACCUUCCUGCGCCCAGUCGCUUGCCGUCACUGCAAGGGACUGAUCAUUGGCCUCUACAAGCAAGGACUAAAAUGUCGAGCCUGUGGGGUGACUUGCCACAAACAGUGCCGGGACCUGCUUUCGGUUGAGUGCCGCAAACGUGCCAAGAGUGUCAGCCUUGAUGGGUCAGUAUCCCUGCCAGCCCGGUCCUUUAGUUUCUCGCUGCCUCGUCCUGGCCGGACAUCCCUGCGACAUACAGAAAUCCAGGAGGAAGAGGUACAGGCUGUGGAAGAUGGGGUUUUUGAUGAGAAGCUAUGAGACCGGAUCAGCUCAGCAGAGGGCCUGGAAUCGAAGCAAGAGAAACACCUCGUCCUUCUCAGUGACCCCAGUCGGUCUGCCAGUGAAUCCUCGGCUCUUCUGCGUCCCCCUCCCCUCUGAAUGAAGUGGGGCGUGUGCUUUGGGGGAUGGGGCCCCUCCAUUUUGAAAACACUUUGGCAAGGGUAAUCAGGAGAUGUUUCUGCCCCAGCCCAAAGCCUUUUAGAAACGUGUGUAUAUUUGUAUCAAGAACUGGAUUCAAAGAUGUAAUGAUAAUUAGAAUAAAUUUGACACCUGCUCCA
Messenger RNA from Protobothrops mucrosquamatus (brown spotted pit viper), 2193 nucleotides. It is a transcript of the gene RASGRP2, whose product is annotated as RAS guanyl releasing protein 2. The transcript is spliced from 17 exons. Gene Ontology annotation, molecular function: calcium ion binding; guanyl-nucleotide exchange factor activity. Lineage: Eukaryota; Metazoa; Chordata; Lepidosauria; Squamata; Viperidae. Gene Ontology annotation, biological process: Ras protein signal transduction; positive regulation of GTPase activity. Gene Ontology annotation, cellular component: plasma membrane. The record is from RefSeq and is a predicted model, not a curated record. Bases 86 to 1894 code for a protein of 602 amino acids.